This is a messenger RNA of Argentina anserina (silverweed cinquefoil), 2252 nucleotides long. RefSeq names its product probable WRKY transcription factor 31. The coding region runs from base 203 to 1963 and encodes 586 amino acids. NCBI's taxonomy places the organism in Eukaryota, Viridiplantae, Streptophyta, Magnoliopsida, Rosales, Rosaceae. Gene Ontology annotation, molecular function: sequence-specific DNA binding; DNA-binding transcription factor activity. The transcript has 6 exons. Gene Ontology annotation, biological process: regulation of DNA-templated transcription. The record is from RefSeq and is a predicted model, not a curated record.
GUCCUCCAUACCCUUUUUAUAGCCGAUCACAUUGCACCGGUAAAAGAGUUCACAGAUCAUAAUAGACUCGCUCCCACGCCCUUUAUAAUUCUCUCUCUCGCCCUCUCCUUCGAUCUUGCUCCUCUCUCUCUCUCUCUCUCUCUCUCUCUCUCUCUCUCUCCUCCGUGUCUGUACUCCUUAGAUUUCUGUUUGAUUUGAUUUUAUGGACAAAGGAUGGGGUCUAGCCCUUGAUUCCGACUCCCUCGGUUUCUUCCUCAACAAGCCUCCUCCUGCUGCUGCUCCUCCUCCUCCUUCUCUUAACAAGAGAACUACCCUGUUCGGCGGUAGUGACAGGAUGUUUUCCGGUGUUGAAUUCCCGGUUAAGACGAGACCGGCCGAUGAGAACCGGGCGGCCGAGGUCGACUUCUUCUUCUCUGACAAGAAGAACAAGAGUGAUGAUCAAGAGUUGAAAUCGAACACCAGCGAUAGGGGUGUCAAUGUCAAGAAGGAAAACUGGUCUGGUUUGGACAAUGUUAACACUGGCCUGCACCUUGUUACUGCAAACGCCGGGAGCGAUCAGUCGACGGUGGAUGAUGGGGUGUCAUCUGAUCCGGUAGAUAACAGAAGAGCAAAGAAUCAUGAGCUGGCACAGUUGCAAUUUGAGCUAGAGCGUAUGAAUACUGAGAAUCAGAGACUAAAGGAAAUGCUUGGUCAAGUGACCAACAACUACACAGCUUUACAGAUGCAUCUUGUGGCAGUACUGCAGCAACAGCAGCAAAACCAAGCCGCAGCAGAUCAAACCUCACAUGAUCAUGAUCAGACUGAUGGAAAAUCUGAAGAGAAGAGACAUGAGGUUGGAUCAUCAACAGCAGUAGUGGCAAGACAGUUUCUGAACUUGGUUCCAAGGGAAGAAACAAAGACUGAUAAUGAGGUUUCAAAUUCUUCAUCGGAAGCCAGAACACGAUCAACUUCACCUCAAAACAAUGUUAGUACUAAUGGCAAGAGGGUUGGUAGGGAAGAGAGUCCCGAGUCUGAAACACAAGGUUGGGUGCCUAACAAGGUCGCUAAGCCAAAUUCCCCACCUAAGCCGAUGGAUCAGUCCACCGAGGCUACCAUGAGGAAAGCUCGCGUCUCAGUUCGUGCAAGAUCAGAAGCACCCAUGAUCACUGAUGGCUGUCAAUGGCGAAAAUACGGACAAAAGAUGGCGAAGGGAAACCCAUGUCCUCGAGCUUAUUAUCGAUGUACCAUGGCCGUUGGUUGUCCAGUUCGCAAACAGGUACAACGUUGUGCUGAAGAUAGGACUAUAUUGAUCACAACUUACGAAGGCAACCACAACCACCCUCUUCCCCCAGCGGCGAUGGCCAUGGCGUCCACCACCACAGCUGCGGCUAGUAUGUUACUUUCCGGGUCCAUGUCAAGUGCAGACGGUAUCAUGAACCCGAACAAUCUGCUAGCUCGUGCCAUACUUCCAUGCUCAUCAAGUGUGGCAACAAUCUCAGCCUCAGCUCCAUUUCCUACUGUCACAUUAGACCUCACCACCAGUCCACAACCAUUACAGUUCCAAAGAUCACAACAAGGCCAGUUCCAGAUGCCUUUCCCAGGACAGCCCCAGAACUUCGGUUCAUCAGCCUCAAACCCUCAACUGCCCCAAGUUUUUGGACAAGCCCUGUACAACCAGUCUAAAUUUUCCGGCCUUCAACUCUCUCAGGAACUAUUAGCCCACCAAGCACAACAGCAGCAGCAGCAGCAGCAACAACAACAACAAAGUCAACCAUCCUCAUUUGCAGACACAGUGAGUGCUGCCACAGCUGCCAUCACUGCUGAUCCAACCUUCACUGCUGCCUUAGCCGCUGCUAUCACCUCCAUCAUCGGUGGAUCCUCUCAUCCCAAUAAUAACAACUCCACAACCUCAAAUAACAGCAAUGGCGGAAACAACAACAACAUCAACAACAAGAACAAAAUCAACAGCUUCCCAGGAAGCUAAACUAGAAUUAGUGGGGUUUGUUCGUUUUUUCUUUUUGUUCAAAGUGUCAGUCAGGUGCUUCAGGGGGAGAAGGAGUUAACAUGUUGAUACCGUUUGUUCUUUCUUGUGGGAGGGAGGUUUAGCUCGACCACCACAACUCCAUUUUUUCUUCCUUCGUUUUGUUUGAAUAAUUUGAUUCAAAUUUUUCAGUAAAUACACACAGAAAGAGAAGAAUUAGCUUAUAUAACUAUGUAUUUCACCUAUUUACUAUUCUACAUGAAUGAUAAGCAGUAGUUUCAUUGUGUUCGUA